Messenger RNA from Thalassophryne amazonica, 6175 nucleotides. It is a transcript of the gene taf1, whose product is annotated as TAF1 RNA polymerase II, TATA box binding protein (TBP)-associated factor. The record is from RefSeq and is a predicted model, not a curated record. NCBI's taxonomy places the organism in Eukaryota, Metazoa, Chordata, Actinopteri, Batrachoidiformes, Batrachoididae. Gene Ontology annotation, biological process: transcription by RNA polymerase II; DNA-templated transcription initiation; RNA polymerase II preinitiation complex assembly. Bases 195 to 6167 code for a protein of 1990 amino acids. The transcript has 41 exons. Gene Ontology annotation, molecular function: RNA polymerase II general transcription initiation factor activity; RNA polymerase II general transcription initiation factor binding; DNA binding. Gene Ontology annotation, cellular component: transcription factor TFIID complex.
AAAAAAAAAUGCGUUAUCUUGUAAUACGAUAAAUGUAGGCUCUCGUGCCCAUGAUAAUGGCACAGGUUGUAUCUUAUUGCAGUGAGAGGACUCGCUUUGCUAUCUGAAGCAGUUAGCAUUAGCUACAGGCUAACCAGGUCAUUGUGUGUCACGUUCUGAAAUUAUGGAUUUUUAAUUUAAGAAGUCACACGAGAAUGUCUGACUCUGAUAGCGACGAAGACAUCUCUCGUCCUUUCUCUAUAACUGGGUUUCUCUUUGGAAAUAUAAAUGAAGAUGGUCAGCUGGAGGAUGACAGUGUUCUUGACAAUGAGUCCAAAAAACAUCUGGCUGGUUUGGGCACACUUGGCCUUGGCUCGCUCAUUACAGAGAUCACUGCAAAUGAGGAGGACGAGCAAGAGGAAAGCAGAGACUCUGGAGGGGCAACGGCAGAGGGUUGGGUGAAAAGCACUGACGAUGCAGUUGACUAUUCUGAUAUCAGUGAGGUUGCUGAAGAUGAGACAAAGAAGUACCGUCAGGCCAUGGGAACUCUGCAACCCAUUAGGAAAGCGGAUGAUGAGGAUGACUAUGAUGCUGACUGUGAGGAUAUUGACUCAAAACUCAUGCCGCCUCCACCACCUCCGAGUCUUCCUACAUCUGCUAAGAAAGAUGAACCUUCUUCUCAGAGCACAACCAUUGGGGAAGAGGGUGAUGGGAUUAUCCUACCCUCCAUUAUUGCGCCAUCUUCAGCAGGUGACAAGGUUGAUUUCAGCAGUUCCUCGGACUCCGAGUCAGAGACCGAUCGUCCCUGUCAGGGUUCUGGGGCUCCUGGCACUCCAGAUAGGCUCAACCUCCCUCUUGCUGGCAUCAUGCAAAAAGAUGCUGCCAAAGCCCUUCCAAGUGUUACAGAGCUUUUCCCACAGUUUAGGCCUGGAAAGGUUCUUCGGUUCUUAAGACUGUUUGGUCCUGAAAAGAACAUGCCAUCAGUCUGGAGGAGUGCUCGCAGAAAGAAGAAACGGAAGCACCGUGAUCUUCAGUCUGGGACGCCUCCUCCAGAAGGAGAACUCACAGAACAAGCUCAAGAGAAGUCUGGAUGGAUUUACGAGUAUGCACUGCCUCCACCCCCAGAGCAGUGUCUCUCUGAUGAUGAGAUAACCAUGAUGGCUCCAGUCGAAUCUAAGUUUUCUCAGGCAUGUGGUGAUGGGGACAAGGAGACUGAAUCACGACCCAAAGUCGCAGAGUGGCGAUAUGGUCCAGCCCAGCUCUGGUACGACAUGCUAGGUGUACCUGAGGAUGGAAGCAACUUCAACUAUGGUUUCAAACUAAAAGAAGAGCUGUCUCCUGAGCCUCAGAAGCAAGAAGUGCUGAAAGAAACAUCAGAGACUCCAUCAGAGAGUGGAGAUGAUGAUAAUUUCAAUAUGGAGAGAACUGCACUUGAGAAUGAGGUCUUCCUAAUGGUGACUCAGCUGCAGUGGGAGGAUGACAUUAUUUGGAAUGGAGAGGAUGUGAAACACAAGGGCACGAAAACUCAGCGAGCGAGUCUUGCAGGAUGGUUACCCUCCAGCAUGACCCGUAAUGCCAAUGCUUACAAUGCGCAACAGGGUCUGACAAGAAGCAACUCCCAGUUGAUGCCACCUACACCUCCACCUAUCCCCAAAUUGAUUACAGUUCCUGGUUCCAAGCGGGAAAAAAAUAUUCAUGAUUUUCAAGCCUCUUUGGAAGAAGAUGCUCCCUGGUUCUCCAUUUUCCCCAUUGACAACGAGGAACUAGUAUAUGGUCGCUGGGAAGACAACAUUAUCUGGGAUGAUCAGGAAAUGAAUAUUAUGCUCUCCCCACCUGUACUUACUCUGGAUCCAAAUGAUGAAAAUAUAAUUCUAGAAAUUCCAGAUGAGAAGGAGGAGGCGAUGACACACUCUCCAUCUAAAGAGAAUAAGAAGGAAACAGCCAUCAAAAAGAGUCGUAUCUUGCUGGGGAAAACUGGGGUGAUAAAAGAUGAGCCACAGCAGCUUUGUUUUCUGUUGUCUCAGAACAUGUCUCAGCCUGAGGUGAAAGAUCCCUGGAACCUCUCCAAUGAUGAGUUCUACUAUCCCAAACAGCAGGGCCUGAGGGGGACUUUCGGUGGAAACAUUAUUCAGCAUUCCAUCCCAGCACUGGAGUUAAGGCAGCCCUUCUUCCCCACUCACAUGGGUCCCAUGAAGCUGCGACAGUUCCACAGACCCACUUUAAAGAAGUAUUCAUUUGGUGCAUUGGCUCAGCCGGGUCCUCAUCCUGUCCAGCCACUGCUCAAGUACAUUAAGAAAAAAGCUAAGAUGCGAGAACAGGAGCGUCAGGCAUCAGGUGGAGGAGACAUGUUCUUUAUGCGAACACCACAGGACUUGACAGGCAAAGAUGGAGAUCUGAUCCUGGCAGAGUACAGUGAAGAAUACCCUCCUCUUAUCAUGCAAGUUGGCAUGGCCACUAAGAUCAAAAACUACUACAAAAGGAAACCUGGAAAGGAUCCUGGAGCACCUGACUGCAAAUACGGAGAGACUGUGUACUGCCACACAUCCCCUUUCCUGGGAUCUUUGCAUCCGGGACAGCUGCUGCAGGCAUUUGAGAACAACCUUUUCCGUGCCCCAAUCUACCUACACAAGAUGCCAGAGACAGAUUUCUUGGUUCUACGAACACGACAUGGCUAUUACAUCAGAGAGCUUGUGGACAUUAUAGUGGUUGGUCAGGAGUGUCCCUUGUUUGAAGUUCCAGGGCCAAACUCAAAAAGAGCCAAUACACACAUUAGAGAUUUCCUUCAGGUAUUUAUUUAUCGCCUGUUCUGGAAGAGCAAGGAUCGGCCAAGAAGAAUCAGAAUGGAGGAUAUCAAGAAAGCUUUUCCCUCACACUCAGAGAGCAGUAUUAGGAAACGUCUAAAACUCUGUGCUGACUUCAAACGUACAGGGAUGGACUCUAAUUGGUGGGUGCUGAAGCCUGACUUCAGAUUACCCACUGAAGAGGAGAUCAGAGCCAUGGUGUCUCCAGAACAGUGCUGUGCUUAUUAUAGCAUGCUGGUGGCAGAGCAGAGACUCAAGGAUGCUGGUUAUGGUGAGAAAUCCUUCUUUGCUCCAGAGGAGGAAAAUGAAGAGGACUUUCAAAUGAAAAUAGAUGAUGAGGUCCGGACAGCUCCUUGGAACACCACAAGAGCCUUUAUUUCUGCCAUGAAGGGGAAAUGUCUGUUAGAGGUUACAGGUGUGGCUGACCCAACAGGCUGUGGAGAGGGUUUCUCCUAUGUCAAAGUGCCCAAUAAGCCCACUCAACAGAAGGAUGACAAAGAGCCACAGCCUGUGAAGAAGACUGUGACAGGUACGGAUGCUGACCUGAGGAGACUCUCAUUGAAGAACGCCAAGCAGCUGCUGCGCAAGUUUGGUGUCCCAGAAGAAGAAAUCAAGAAGUUGUCUCGCUGGGAGGUGAUUGAUGUGGUGAGAACCAUGUCCACAGAGCAGGCACGUUCAGGUGAAGGACCAAUGAGCAAGUUUGCCAGAGGCUCCCGUUUCUCUGUGGCUGAACAUCAGGAGCGUUACAAAGAAGAGUGCCAAAGGAUCUUUGAUUUGCAGAACAAGGUGUUGGAGUCAACAGAAGUGCUGUCCACAGACACAGACAGUAGCUCAGCAGAAGAUAGUGACUUUGAGGAGAUGGGAAAGAAUAUUGAGAACAUGCUCCAGAACAAGAAGACCAGCUCACAGCUUUCCCACGAGAGAGAGGAGCAGGAGCGGCAGGAGCUGCGAAGAAUGAUAUUGGGUGAUGAAAGUGACCGGGAUGCCAAAGGACGAAAAGAGCGACGCAAAGGCUUAUCAAGUGCUUUGUCCACGGGCUCCCACAAGGAUGACGACACAUCAUCUGUUACCAGCCUAAACUCAGCGGCCACAGGCCGGCGACUCAAAAUUUACCGUACGUUCAGAGAUGAAGAUGGAAAAGAGUAUGUCCGCUGUGAGACAGUACGGAAAGCUGCAGUUAUUGAUGCCUACACCAGGAUCAGAAGCACCAAGGACGAUGACUUCAUACGAAAGUUUGCCCUCUUUGAUGAGCAGCAUAGAGAGGAAAUGAGGAAGGAGCGGCGGCGUAUUCAGGAGCAGCUGAGGAGACUGAAGCGAAAUCAGGAAAAGGACAAGAUCAAGGGGCCCCCAGAGAAGAAAGCCAAGAAGGCCAAAGAGAGGCCAGACCUCAAGGUAAAACUGAAGUGUGGCGCAUGUGGUGAAAUUGGCCACAUGAGGACCAACAAGUUCUGCCCACUGUACUAUCAGACCAACGCCCCUCCUUCUAACCCAGUCGCUAUGACAGAGGAACAAGAGGAGGAGCUGGAGAAGACCGUCAUCCACAACGACAAUGAGGAGCUCAUCAAAGUGGAGGGCAUCAAGAUUGUGUUGGGCAAGCAGCUUAUUGAAAGUGCUGAUGAAGUGCGCAGAAAAUCUUUAGUGCUUAAGUUCCCCAAACAGCAGCUACCACCAAAGAAGAAAAGACGUGUAGGCAGUGCUGUGCACUGUGACUACCUUAAUAAGCCACACAAGUCCAUCCACCGCAGACGGACUGACCCCAUGGUGACCUUGUCUUCUGUCCUGGAGAGCAUUAUUAAUGAUAUGCGGGAUCAUCCAAAUACAUACCCAUUCCACACGCCAGUCAAUGCCAAGGUUGUGAAAGACUACUACAAGAUCAUCACUCGUCCCAUGGACCUGCAGACGCUGAGAGAGAAUGUACGGAAGCGUAUGUACCCAUCAAGGGAGGAGUUCCGUGAAGCAGUGGAGCUUAUUGUCAAAAACAGCGCUACCUACAACGGAGCAAAGCAUCCAAUAACACAGGUUGCACAGUCGAUGCUGGAUUUAUGCGAUGCAAAACUGAAAGAGAAGGAGGACAGAUUGGUCAGGCUGGAGAAAGCCAUCAACCCCUUGCUGGAUGAUGAUGAUCAGGUGGCCUUCUCCUUCAUCCUAGACAACAUUGUCACUCAGAAAAUGAUGGUGGUUCCUGAUUCCUGGCCAUUCCAUCACCCUGUCAACAAAAAGUUUGUGCCAGAUUAUUAUAAAGUGAUUUUCAAUCCCAUGGAUCUGGAGACCAUUCGCAAGAACAUCUCCAAACAUAAAUACCAGAAUCGUGACGUGUUCCUCUCAGAUGUCAGUUUAAUCCACACCAACAGUAUCAAGUACAACGGUCCAGACAGUCCAUACACUAAAACCGCCCUGGAGAUUGUCAAUGUGUGCAAGCAGACCCUGGCAGAGUAUGAUGAGCACUUGACCCAAUUGGAGAAGGACAUCAUGACCGCUAAAGAAGCCGCUCUGGAUGCAGCAGAUUUGGAAAGCCUUGACCCAAUGACCCCUGGGCCGUACACACCUCAGCCUGCUGAUCUGUUUGACAGCGGGGCUUCAACGACUCUGCCCAGAGACACCAUCAGCCUUUUCUCUGAGGGGCCUCUAGUGGUUGCUCCAGAGAAGAGAGGGGGGCAGGGUCGCCACAUGAGAAGACCAGGUGAAGAGGAGUCAGACGUGGACAUUGAAGGCUUUGAAGAGGAAGACGACGGCAAACCCAAAACUCCUGCUCCUGCAGAAGAUGCAGAAGGUGAUCUGGAGGACGACGACGAUGAAGAUGAGAUGUUGCUGCCACCCCGUAGGCGUGUGCGCAGCCAUGAGGAAGAUGAGGAGGAAGAGGACGACGACGAAAGGUCGAGCCGGCAAGCUCAAGCCAGUGUGCUUUACCAAGACUUGCUCAUGUCUGAUGGCGAGGACGAUGCCAGUGAAGAGGAGGGCGACAAUCCGUUCUCAUCCAUUCAGCUGUCAGAGAGCGGCAGCGACUCUGACAGAGAGGUCACUUUGCGACCUCCUCCGCCACGGCGAACUCAAGAAACGGCUCGUAUGGGUAUGGAGCAGGAGGAGAGCAUGAUGUCAUACGAAGGAGACAUGCCCGACGAGCCUCACAUGGAAGACAGUAACGUCAGGUACAACAGCUUCAGCACACAUUACGGCAGCUUUGAGGAGACGGAGAGCCGCAGUCACCUGCAGCCGAUGGGACAGGGAAUUCGACAAGACUACAGGAUCAGUGAGGAGGAGGAGGAGGAGGAUGAAGAGGAGAGGAGGAGAGGUCCAGCUGUGUUGUCCCAGGUUCAGCUCAGUGAAGACGAAGAGAGCGAAGAGUUUGGAUCAAUGGGGGGCGACAGUGACAUGGAUUCAGACAACUAGUGAUGAUU